AUUUAAAGUGAUUUACUGGUUUUUGUUAACCGCAGAAACCACUAAUUUCUUGUUAAACCAAAAUUAUCACGACUGAUUUUAUUUUGAUAAUGUUACUUAUAAUAAUUAUUCAAUUUAAAUUGAAUUCAAAUCUAUAAGUUCUAAGGCAAAACGAUUACUAUGUUCAUAGUAGUCAAUUUUACACCCAUGUUUUUUAAUUUGUUUAUUAGCUAAUAGGAUAAAAUAAAAACAUAAAUAAAGUUAGUUUUUUUAAUAAUACAUUAUAGUUCUUUGAAUAAUCAAGUACAGUUUAUUUUGUGAAAUACCACAAGUUAAAAAUGAACACUUUAAUAGCCAACCUAGAAAAAUCAGACAAACAAUAUUUGGUUAAAAUUAAAGUGCCCAAACUUUGUUUGUAUACAAUGCUUAGUGUAUUUUGCACUUUCAUUUUCUGUAUUUUUUGGACGGUAUGGUUUAAUCUAGAAGAUUCGACAGGGACUCAUUGCAGAGUUAAAAACUAUCUACCGUCAAUAUCAACAGCUAUUGGGAAGUAUCCUGCUCAACAGUUUUUAUGGACUUCGAUAAUAUUUGCUCAUUGUCCUUGCAGGAUAGCCGUUAUUAGUAUGUACUAUCAGUAUUACAGUAAAGUAGUGAAACCGUCGCUCAUGUGGUGCGUUUUACUAAUAUGGGUAUUGAGUAUUAUUGAAAUAUGUUCAUUGGUAUCCCUGUCGAUAUUUACUUCAAUAAAAUACUUCAGCAUCCACGAAAAAAGUUUUUUUACGUUUAUCUGUGCUUCUGAGCUAAAUAUGUUGAUAUCUUGUACGCUACUGAAAAAAGGACGAUGUCCAAAAAUGAUAAUGACAAAAGUAGAAUCAAAAUCAUUAAAGUACAAAAUAUACUUGUCAAUAUUCAACUGUGUGUGUUUUGCAUUUGCCGGUUCAGCCUUUGUGCGUCAUAAUGCUUAUUGCGAGCCUGGAGUGUAUACGAUAUUUGCAUUUUUUGAAUAUUUCAUUGCGCUGAGUAAUAUGGGAUAUCAUAUGACUGCUUCGAUGGAUUUAGCUGAUAUUUCAAUCGUCCUGGAUGAAAGUCUGAAUAUUCACUAUCGAUGAUAAUACAUUCAUCAAAUGUCACACACUCUAGUUUUUAGCACAACUUAGUUGUUAAGUAACUUUUUAAUGUGAUACUGAUACCAGAAAACAAUGUUAAAAGUCUUUUAGUAAAAUUUAUAUUAUUUUCAUAAAUGGUGCAUAAAAUGGUUUACAAACAACUAUAAAUCACUGCCUAACCUUAGUAGUCAUAACUCAUAUGGCAUUAAAAAAAAUAUUUAUUUUGUUACAAUGUUAUUAAAAUUUUUUAAACUGUUUAUGGCCUAAAACUAUUUUAAAACAUUCUCGCAGUACUUUUAAAUAUUGUUUUAUACUUCGAGAAGUCACUACUAUUAUUAAAUUUGCUUUUAAGUAUAGCAUUAUUUUUCUCAUUAUAUCAUUGUCAUCUCAAAAAAUAGGUUUUAAGUGAAUGUUUAACAUUUUAGACGUAUAUUUUAAUAUCUGUUAGUGUUUUUCUAGUGCACAACCAAACCAGACCAUUAUAAAAAUAAAGUAAUUAUUGAAAAUACAAUUUUUGUAAUUAAAGAUCAAAUAAUAAA
Messenger RNA from Adelges cooleyi (spruce gall adelgid), 1624 nucleotides. It is a transcript of the gene PGAP2, whose product is annotated as post-GPI attachment to proteins factor 2. The coding region runs from base 318 to 1088 and encodes 256 amino acids. Gene Ontology annotation, biological process: GPI anchor biosynthetic process. The transcript has 5 exons. The record is from RefSeq and is a predicted model, not a curated record. NCBI's taxonomy places the organism in Eukaryota, Metazoa, Arthropoda, Insecta, Hemiptera, Adelgidae. Gene Ontology annotation, cellular component: endoplasmic reticulum membrane; Golgi membrane.